CGUACACAGAAUAUACAUACUUAACGUUCAACUUCCUUUCGGUGAAGGGAGUCCAUCGUGUUAGGAAAACUUCAUGGUGGAAGUAUUUAAUUUAGUGUUCUUGUAAAAUUGGAUUUUUAUUAAGAUGUCGUUGACAGCGACGCGCCCCUUGGUGAGUGUAUACAGUGACAAGAAUGAGUCCACUGGUACCACUGUUGCACUACCCGCUGUGUUCAAAGCACCCAUUCGACCAGAUGUGGUAAACUUUGUCCAUAUGAACAUCUCCAAAAACAGCAGACAACCUUAUGCUGUGAAUAAAGAUGCUGGUCAUCAGACUAGUGCCGAGUCAUGGGGAACUGGUCGUGCCGUGGCUCGUAUUCCCCGAGUCAGGGGUGGCGGUACUCACCGAUCGGGCCAGGGUGCCUUCGGUAACAUGUGCCGUGGUGGGAGAAUGUUUGCGCCAACCAAGACCUGGCGCCGUUGGCACCGGAAAGUGAAUGUGAACCAGAAGCGUUAUGCAAUGGUGUCUGCUAUUGCUGCUACUGGAGUGCCAGCUCUUGUUAUGUCCAAAGGACAUAUGGUGCAGGAAGUCCCUGAAAUUCCAUUGGUUGUCAGUGACAAAAUUCAGGAAUACAACAAAACCAAGCAGGCAUUCAUUUUCUUGCAUAGGAUCAAGGCUUGGAAUGACAUUCAGAAGGUGUACAAGUCUCGGCGCUUCCGUGCUGGUAAGGGCAAGAUGAGGAAUAGGCGAAGAAUUCAGCGUAGAGGACCACUUAUCAUCUAUGGAAAAGAUCAAGGUCUGACCAAAGCUUUCCGUAACAUCCCUGGAGUAGACUUGAUCAACGUAUCUCGUCUGAAUUUACUCAAGCUUGCUCCUGGAGGUCAUGUGGGUCGCUUUGUCAUCUGGACUCAGUCAGCCUUCCAGCAGCUGGAUGCUCUGUAUGGUGCCUGGCGCAAGAAGUCAACUCUCAAGAAGGGUUACAACUUGCCCAUGCCCAAGAUGGCCAACACUGAUCUCUCCAGGCUGCUUAAGGCUGAUGAGAUCAAGAAGGUUGUCAAGCCUCCAAACAAGAUUGUGGAGAGACGUGUACGCAAGUUGAACCCACUUGUCAACUCUCGAGCUAUGCUCAAGUUGAACCCAUUUGCUGCUGUUAUGAAGAGGAAAGCUAUUCUCACUGCACAGAAAACACAGUAUUUGAAGCAACUGGAAGCAGAGAAGGACAAGCUGUCACCCCAGCUCUCCUACAAGGCAAGGAUGUUGCGAGUUCGAGCAGCCCAAAUAAAGAAGGCAAUGGCUGCAAAGCCCAAGAAAGCCAAGAAGCCCAAAACUGACAAGCCUAAGGAAGCACCUGCUCCGAAGAAGGCUGCACCUGCGGCCAAGGCACCAGCUAAGGCAGCAGCAGCAGCAAAGAAGUGAGACUACUGUUACAUAAAGAAUUUAUUAAAAAAAACAUAAAAUGGA
Molecule: messenger RNA, 1441 nt
Organism: Homalodisca vitripennis (glassy-winged sharpshooter)
Lineage: Eukaryota; Metazoa; Arthropoda; Insecta; Hemiptera; Cicadellidae
Gene: RpL4
Product: 60S ribosomal protein L4
Exons: 9
Coding region: 125-1396 (423 amino acids)
Biological process (GO): translation
Cellular component (GO): cytosolic large ribosomal subunit; ribosome
Molecular function (GO): RNA binding; structural constituent of ribosome
Source: RefSeq, a predicted model, not a curated record